UUUGUGUGUCCUUGCAGGUUUUCUCGAAAAUCCGGGUGUGAAAGUCCGACGCCGAUUGCUGCGGGGUAGUUCGGGUCGCGACGUCACUUGCCUACCGGGCUGCGUGGAACCCGCUUUUUAAAAUAUACAAAUUCCCCCUCCCCCUUUUCGCGUUAGUCCCGAAAACAAAGGAAGACAAGAAUACGAAACCGGAAGAGAACACAAGAGACAAGAGAAAGAAAUAUAAAAAAAAUACGGAAGGUGUCAUAAUAAAGGGAGACACAGUGACGAGGAAGCGCCGCGAGAUGAAGGUGCCCCCGGGGUCCGUGCCGGCCCCGUUGACGCUGAACGGCGCCACUGGCGGCGGUCAGGGCUUGCACGGCGGCCUGCCGUUCGGCACAGACAUUUUCUGGAGGUACCCGAUGCUUCUGCCGCAUCACGCUCAGCCGCACACACCGACCACGCCGACGACACCGUUGCUACUGGACCUCAGAUCUCAAAUGCCCCACCAUCUGCCUGUUGACCCGAGGGCAUGGUCCAGAGACGAUGUGACUUCUUUCUUACGUUGGUUCCAAGAAGAGUACGACGUUCCGAAAAUUGAACUCGAAAAAUUCUUCAUGAAUGGAAAAGCGUUGAGUCUGCUGACGAAGCAAGACGUUUGCCAGAGGGCGCCCGGCGCCGGAGACAUUCUGCACAACGCCCUCCAGCUACUCUUGGCGGCAUCUGCAACAAUGCGGUUCCAGCCGCCGACCCCAGCUUCAACAGUGCCGCCACCGAAUCCGUUAUCCGGUCCGGGCCUAAGCCCACCGCCGACCCACAACGGCAACAACAACAACAGCCACCAUCACCACCACCAUCAUCACCCGUACUACAAUGUCGGGGAUCGGAGGAGUCCGCAUUCGGCAGCUGCAGCAGCCGCCGCGGCGGCUGCUGCCACAGUUGUCGAACAACAGUUGGGUUCUCACUUCCUGGCGCCGCCGAGCUCUGUGACGUUGAGUCCGGCGCCUUCGACAGACGAUAAUAGCACGUCGGGUAGCCCGAAACAUUCGGGAGCGGAUUUCCAUGCCCAGCAAGCGUUGCCCAUGUUGGCGGCGGCUGCUGCUGCGAGGUCACACCAGGCGGCGUUGUUGUAUGCGACCCGGAAUGUCCACGACCACGAUGGGUCGAAUGGAAUGGCUGACCCGGGAAACAGCGGCGACAGCAACGGCGCCAACUCGGACAUGGAAGACAACGACACGGGCAGCGACGGGCACCGAGACCACGGCAGCCCGACGAGUUCGGGAUCCUCUGAAGGCAACGGAAGUGGACAUGCCAAUCACCAGAUUCAUCACAUGCCCAAGCUGCAUUCGGCCUUUGGCUACUCACCUUCGUCCCCUGGCCUGAGGCACAAUAGGUCUUUGUCCCCGGGAUCCCCCGACGGACUAGACUCGCCCAACGGUGCACAGAUCAAGGAAGAAGUCGUGGAAACUGGCUCAGGUGGACGUCUGUUGUGGGACUUUCUGCAGCAGUUGUUGAAUGAACCGUCACAGAAGUACAGCCAUCUCAUUGCGUGGAAGAACCUGGAUACCGGGGUUUUCAAAAUCAUGGACCCUGCGGGCCUGGCGAGACUCUGGGGCAUCCAGAAGAACCACUUGUCCAUGAACUACGACAAGAUGUCGCGCGCGUUGCGCUACUAUUACCGUGUCAAUAUUCUCAAGAAAGUACAAGGAGAAAGGCAUUGUUACCAAUUUCUCCGAAACCCGUCAGAGCUGAAGGGGAUCAAGAACAUAUCGCUCUUGCGGCACCUGCCGCCACCGUCCCCGUACGCAAUGGAGGACGCCAAGACGCCCAAUGGUCGCGUGCCGCCAACGGCGUCCUCGGACGACGUCCCUCACGACCUGUCGAUCCCCAAGUCCGAGCUCCGCGACUCUCCCGUCUUCACGUUCAACGUGGCCCACACGGGGCUCGUCAAGUCUGAACCGGGUUCCGAACCCGGCUCACCAGCACCCUACUCGCCCAGAUCUCACCUGCCACGUCACCGUCUCCAGGCUGCCUACGACGAGGCGCCCACGUCCCCGAUAUCUGCCAUGGACUGCUCGCCCCGCGUCGAAAUCAAAGCGGAGAAAGACUAGGUUCAGUCUAACCCUCCCCCUGGAACCCAUUUCCCCGUUUGGAAAAAAAACCAUAUCCCACCGUCCGUAUUUCACCCCGCAAAUUAAAUUGAGCUUUCCGCCGUAGAGAAAAAAUCUUUCUCUCGCAGGGUUCUUCUUGAAAUUUCAUUUUGGUCUAUGCACGUAUUUUUCCGUUAUAAGAGAAAAGUUAUUGGAAAUUUUUAUAAUUAGUGUACCUCCAGUUUUCGCACAUGCCGAAUUGAACUCAUGACGAACGUGGUAGAACUUCCAAUUUGUUGCUGUGGUUAACUUCAUAACUGUGUGCAGAUUUCUGCCAAUUCUUGCUUACAUAACAGUAUCCUCAGGUAUCAGGUGAAUGCAUAAUCUGCUGAAGUAUAUGUAAUGUGGCAAUAUUCAAUUUCUCCCCACUUGAAAAUGUUUUUCUUUUCAACAUUUGUUUCCCCGAUGUUCUUCAAUUUCCCGUGAUUAAUCAAAAAUGUUCCUUACGACCGAGAGAGUAGAGAUUAAAAGUCUCAAUAGGAUUGUGUUCAAAAAAUUUCAAGACGCAAAAAUUUGCUUGCAAGCAAGGAGUUUCUAAUAAUGGAAUUUCGAGAAGACCCUAUAGAAGUGUUUCAUCUUUGAUUGUGGUGACGUCGGUGUUCGAGUGUUGGAAAAGAUUUGAGGGAUGCUUUUUUCACGUGUGGGUUUUGCACUUGCAAGGCCGAUUGAGACGAGAUAGGCAUAUGAGAGGAAAUGUUCGAUCGAGGCUCGAGAAGUGUGGCGGGGAAAAAGAAACGAAGUUGAGUGUGAUUUUUUUUAGAGCUCUAUGUAACGAAAUGGGGGUUUGCUGUUGCUUAAUUAUUACUAUUUUUUUGCUUGGAAGAAAAUGAAAAAAAAUCACUGCCGUUUCACACUGGCGAUGAGAAUAACGUGAAUAUCGCAUUUUGUUUGGAAGCGUGGAGGCGAAGGAUUCGAAAAAGCGGGGUGGAUUGUUUGUCUCUUGGUCUUUAUAAAAGAUUCAUUCACAAAUUUUUUUUGUACAAGUGUUGAGUGCGAUUGGAUUCGGAUCAAAGUCCUCCCGGUUUGUCCAAGUUUUGCGUUAAUAUGCAGUUCUCGUGGAGAAUUAUGAGUGGUGAAGCGCGAGGUUUUUCUUGGUUGUCUGAAGGGCCUGUCCUUUUCUCUCAGAAUUAAUUUUAAGGGUGAUGCGGUUUUUCUCUCUUUUUUAAAAAGAUAUUUUUGCCUGAAUUCGCACUGCCACGAUGUUUCCGGAAUUGUCUCUUUGUUUUCACCUUACGGAGAAAGGGUCGGAUGCGUGUUGCGCGAUUUGCAUUCCUACGAGGCGGGAUGGGCAGUUUUUUUUAAAUGUUCACUGCUUUUUUGCAUUCUUGGGCAUCAGCUUAAACAAACGCACGAAGCUAGUCUAUCGGUUUUACACAUCACUUUUUUCGUGGCUUUCGUUUUCCUGGUUGCACGACCAGCGGUUUUAUUUGACUCCGUUCAUCUAAUUUUGUUUCCCCUUGGCCGCAAGAGUCUCAGUUCCGUUUUGUCUUUCGGACGAAGUGCGUGUUUGUCAAUUGAUUUCAUUUUCUAUAAGGUGGGCAUAGUUUCGUUAGACUUAGUUGUCACGCAAACAAUUGAUGGGAACUUGAAACCAACCAUCGGGAACGCGACUUCUUUUUCACGAUUCAUGAAACGUGUCGGCCCCCUUUUUCUUCGUUCCGUUAGCCACGUCGGGUCUUUGGGUUUCCACAAGUUUUGUGAGCAGAUUUCAUUUGGCCACGCAAAUAUUUCACGGUUAGCGAGAUGCGUAGAUAUAAGGACCAUGUGUUUUCUGGAUGUGAUGGAAAAAAAUGCAUCGAUUUAACUGAACAAUUCGGAGAGGUGAUGAGAACUUUUUUGGAAGGUUUUUAUCCUCGGAUUCCGCUGUUGAAUGGAAUGAUGACUACAAUGCACUCCAGGUUUAUGUGGUUGGAUUUGAUGCUUGAAGUGGCAACGGGAAUCCUGAAAAUAGACGUUGAUCGUUUUUCUGUA
This is a messenger RNA of Notodromas monacha, 4100 nucleotides long. Lineage: Eukaryota; Metazoa; Arthropoda; Ostracoda; Podocopida; Cyprididae. The record is from the annotation of a GenBank genome assembly.